AAACUCUGGCGGUAACUACACCCUUGGACCCUCGCGGGCCAGUCUGUAGAAACUAAGUCCUUUGCGGAUCGGGAGCUACAGCCACUCUCUGGCAGCUCUCAUCCGGCGCCAUGGCAGCGCAGAAGAAGCGGCUUUCUGUGAAGGAGGCUUUUCAGCUGGCGCAGCAGCCGCACCAGAACCAGGCGAAGCUGGUAGUCGCGCUGAGCCGCACGUACGGCGCGGUUGAUGAUAAAACAGCUUUUCAGGAAGAGUUUGUUCAUUACCUUAAAUAUGCUAUGGUGGUACAUAAACGUGAGCCUGCUGUGGAGAGGGUCAUGGACUUCACAGCCAAGUUCGUUACUUCAUUUCACCAGUCUGAUGAGGAAGAAGAAGAGGAAGAGAAAGAUGGUGGCAUUUUAAAUUAUUUGUUUACUUUUCUCUUGAAGUCUCAUGAAGCAAACAGCAGUGCAGUCAGAUUUAGAGCAUGCCAGCUCAUUAAUAAACUUCUUGGGAAUAUGCCAGAAAAUGCCCAAAUUGAUGAUGACUUAUUUGAUAAAAUCAAUGAAGCCAUGCUUAUUAGAUUGAAAGAUAAAAUUCCAAAUGUCAGAAUACAAGCGGUUUUGGCUCUUUCUCGACUCCAAGAUCCCAAGGACCAUGAUUGCCCGGUAGUUGACGCAUACGUUACUUUGAUCGAAAAUGAUUCAAAUCCGGAAGUUAGGCGUACAGUGUUAUCUUGUAUUGCACCAUCAGCAAAGACUUUGCCAAAAAUUGUAGAACGUACAAAGGACAUAAAGGAUAUUGUCAGAAAGCUGGCUUAUCAGGUGUUAGCUGAAAAAGUUCAUAUGAGAGCUCUGUCCAUUGCUCAGAGAGUACUGCUUCUUCAGCAAGGUCUCAGUGACAGAUCAGAUGCUGUGAAACAAGCUGUGCAGAAGCAUCUUCUCCAAGGCUGGUUGCGUUUUACUGAAGGAAAUAUCCUAGAGUUGCUUCAUCGGUUAGAUGUGGAAAAUUCUUCUGAUGUAGCAGUCUCCGUUCUCCAUUCCUUAUUCUCAAUGAGUCCUCUCAGUGAGCUGGUGGGAAUUUGUAAAAAUGAUGAUGGCAGGAAGUUGAUUCCGGUGGAAACAUUAACUCCUGAAAUUGCUUUGUACUGGUGCACCCUUUGUGAGUAUUUGAAGUCAAAGGGAGAUGAAGGUGAAGAAUUUUUGGAGCAGAUUUUGCCAGAGCCUGCAGUAUACGCAGAAUACUUAGUGAGUUACAUCCAGGGCUUCCCAGUAGUUAAUGAAGAACAGAAAAGUGAUUUUACCUACAUUGGAAAUUUGAUGACAAGAGAAUUCAUAGGUCAACAAUUGAUUCUAAUUAUAAAAUCUUUGGAUACUAGUGAGGAAGGAGGAAGGAAACGACUGCUGGCUAUUUUGCAAGAGACGCUUACUCUGCCUACAACCCCGAUAUCUUUGUUUUCUUUUAUUGUUGAGAGACUCCUCCACAUUGUCACAGAUGAUAGUAAAAGGAUACAGAUUGUCACAGAAAUUAUCUCAGAGAUUCGUGCACCCAUUGUUACUGUUCAUGUUGAUCCAUCUGAUACAAGAAAGAAAGAACUCAAGAUGGCUGAAAUAAAAGUUAAACUUAUCGAGGCUAAAGAAGCUUUGGAAAAUUGCAUUGCUGUACAAGAUUUUGAUCAGGCAUCAAAAUUAAAAGAAGAAAUAAAAACAUUGGAAGAUGCCAGAAUAAACCUGUUAAAAGAGACAGAACAACUUGAGAUUAAAGAAGUCCAAACAGAAAAGAACGAUGUGGAAACAUUACAGAAGUGUUUUAUUUUGUGUUAUGAACUGUUGAAACGGAUGUCCAUUUCAACUGGAAUUGGUGCAACCAUGAAUGGGAUCAUUGAAUCUUUGAUUCUUCCUGGAAUAAUAAGUGUUCAUCCUAUAGUAAGAAACUUGGCUGUUUUGUGCUUGGGAUGCUGUGGACUACAGGAUCAGAAUUUUGCAAGUAAACACUUUAUAUUGUUCUUACAGGUUUUGCAAAUUGAUGAUGUCACAAUAAAAGUAAGUGCUUUAAAGGCAAUAUUUGACCAACUGAUGAUGUUUGGGAUUGAGCCAUUUAAAGCUCAGAAAGUUAAGGCCGUUCACUGUGAAGGUGCAGAACUUAGCAGUCACGAUGAACAAGAAGAAGAUGCUGAAGACACGGCCACAGCUAAGAGUGUUCUGAAACUCCUCUCUGACUUCUUAGACAGCGAGGUAUCUGAACUCAGGACAGGAGCUGCAGAAGGACUAGCCAAGCUGAUGUUCUCCGGGCUUUUGGUCAGCAGCAGGAUUCUUUCUCGUCUUAUUUUGUUAUGGUAUAAUCCUGUGACUGAAGAGGAUGUGCGACUUCGACAUUGCUUAGGAGUGUUUUUCCCCAUGUUUGCUUAUGCAAGCAGGACAAAUCAGGAGUGCUUUGAAGAAGCCUUUAUUCCAACUAUACAAAUACUGGCCAAUGCUCCAGCGUCAUCUCCUUUAGCGGAAGUAGAUGUCACAAAUGUUGCUGAAUUGCUUGUUGAUCUGACAAGACCAAGUGGAUUAAAUCCUCAGGCAAAGAAUUCUCAAGAUUAUCAGGCCUUAACAGUACAUGACAACUUAGCUAUAAAAAUUUGCAAUGAGAUCUUAACAAAUCCAUGCUCACCAGAAAAUCGGGUUUAUACAAAAGCUUUGAGUUUGGUAGAACUCAGUAGCAGUGUUACAAAAGAUCUCCUGCUUCUAUUGGAUGAGAUUCUGGAGCAAGUAACAGAUAGGACAUGUCUGAGAGCCUUGGAGAAGAUUAAGAUUCAGUUAGGAAAAGGAAGUAAAGAAUUUGACCAAUGUGUGGUAACAGAGGAUGCCAAUACAACUACAAAGGUUCUUCAGGAUGAAAAUGAAUAUAGGACUCCUGCGAGGAAUGUAAAAGGAACUCAAGCAUCAAAAUCUACACAAGGAAAAACGAACAGAGGACGGAGAAAAGCGCCAGUUUCAUCUAAGACCGACAGGAGAUGCCAGACUGCUGGGCCUGACUCUGAAAGUGAUCAUGAACCACCAUCAGAAAUGAGGAUGAGAUUACCCAGACGAGCCAAAACAGCCGCGCUUCAGAAAAGUAAACUUAACCUCGCAGAGUUUCUUAAUGAAGAUCCGAGUUAAGGGAGCUGAUAAGGAUGGAGUCCUUUGAAGUUGUGCUUCUAUCUUUGCUUUAAUAGUUAUUAUGGAAGAAUCAGAAAUACCUGCUCUGUUUCUGCAAGCAUGAAUGAUGCCACAUGAGUUCACCAUCUGUUAGUGUCGUCCAUCUGCACGGAUCCAGAUUUGUCUUUAUCAGGACAUUAGGUGGGCCUAGAAACCUGCUUUUAAAUAGGUACCCUAUGUGAACCCUACGGAACUAUGACAUUUUGGAAAGAUUUAUAAUUAGCCCAGUAGCUUAUAUUGAGAAGCUUAGACAAGCUGUAAAAUAGGUGAAUAUGUCAGGCAUCAAACAAACGGCAAUGAAGGAUGAAGUACAUAGAAAACUGCUCUGACCACUGAGAACCAGUAUAAUGGACAAAGCUCUCCGUAUUUACAUUAAACCAUGGCUUUGAGAAUUGCAUCAUUCCUAUACUGAGGAUUUAUUUGAUAACUUUACCUCAAUGGUAAUUCCUCUUCCUAAAUCUUUCCAUAUAGGAACACUAGUUUAUAAAUGAUUCUAGACUAGGGAGGUGUUCACACACACAAAUCAUGAAAGGUACAUUGGGUUUUGGCACAUCAAAAUAUACUUGAAAAAUAAACAAUAUGAAUGGGGAAAAAGUUAUAGGAAGUCAUCUUUAUGUAUUGAUUAUGAGCACAGUUUCUUCACUGUUAAAUUUCAAUUAUCUUUUGAAAUUGUUGCUGUUAUGAAACAUAAAUAUUUUGAAACUUGCAUUGUAUAAAAGUAGUCGUUUUUCUUUCUGCCAUACCCAAAGAAACACCUUUUAUUUGGAUAAAAAUGUCCUAACAUGAAAUUUUUAUUAAUUGUGCUUCUGCUUCUUAAAAUUUGUCAGAGGUCAUUUUAACAGAUGCUCUGAGAUGGAGUGAAAGGUAAUAUUGCUGACUUUGAGAACCAAAAGGCUAUUCUAUAUACAUAAUAUGUGCUUUAUAGAACUCAGAAAAGGAGUCAAAGUUACAAAGCAAGAAUGCUUAUUAAGCAAAAGGAAAAGCAGAUAUGGUAAUGAAAUAAACCAAUGAAAAACACUGUUGUUCUUCAUCUCUUGGCUAUAUGUCUUUUCCUGUGCUUCAUAUUUCUUAUUGUUAUAGUUCUUGUUAAAUCCCUGUCUUAGAAUAAAUUGGUGGGGAAUAGGAAGUAAGCAGGGCUAAAAUGGCACAUUAGUGUGGUGUAAGGGAAAGCCACUAGGAAUGAACUAUCAUCUCAUUUAUACAUGUGCAGAGUAGCCAAAAGGAAAGACGCUGUGAUCACGUAGACACUACCAAAGUUUGCUUUUCUGACUUUAAGCACCGACUUUUUCAUUAGCAGUAGUUUUACUACUCCGACUUUAGACAAUAGCUGUGGCUGCAGGGAACAGCAUCAGCAUUACUAAGGAGUAUUAUCCUGUUUCUACAGGAUACCCCUGUAAACUUUGGAGCAAACUGCUAAAGUACAAUAAAAUCAACAGGUAUAAAAACAGUUACCUUUUUUUCCAUUCAAAACUGUGAACUUAAACCAGUGUUCUUGUUUCCCGUUGAGGCACACAUUUGCUGAAGAGUAAACAUGCAAUUGUGCCAUUGCUCUUAUGGCCCACAGAUGAGAGGUUUAAUUACAGAAAGAGAACUGAGAACCCAUUUUUUUUUAAUGAAUGAAAACAUGCUAUUUGAUAAGCUAAUCAGUCUUUUUCUAUACAUGUAUAACUGUAGAAGAGAUACACUUCUGACCGACACCUUUGCCCUUCCCAGUUUGCCUCGAGGUAGUUGGCACCCACCUGUUACACAACUGUUCAUGGGUUAGGUCAUUGUCACACAUCUUUACAAUACUAGCUUCCUAAGUUACAGAAUUGUUAUAUGUGAAAACUGCACAGAAAUAGAACUGGGCAAUUAACAUAUUUAAGCUAGGGCAUUAAAAAAUUCACCGAUAAAAAGAGAACAUCAAAAUCUGCUUUUGUUGCAAAACCCCACAAUGGUCUUGUGUACUGUAUGUAAAAACAGAAUUAUAAUAAAAUGAUUAAUGCUAAUGACCUAAUAUAAAGACAGAUCACAGGACUAGAAAUAUGUUAGUAUCAGUUGGUCUUCAUGAGAAUGAAUAUUGACAUAGAAAAUAAAGAUAGUGCAAGGGCUGCAGACUAAUUGUCUUCAUUUUUGAGAGUUUGGUUAUGAACUGUGCAGCUUGCUAGAGAUGCUGCUGUUAGACUCCAUUCAAUAGGAUGAUUAAGGCACAUCUGAAUGGGGCUCAGAGGGCAGCUUGCUGUGUUCCCAUCACACAGAUCCACUUUCUCAUCAGUUUUCAUUUGUAGCAUGCUGUAAAAAAAAAGUGUAAGGCAUUUUAAGUUUAAAUUUCAAAUUGUCGACCUUGUAGAAAAUUUUGGAAUACUUUGUACUCUAAAGCAGCUAAGCAAACUGUAUAUCAUCCUGACACCACUAGUUCUGUAGCUGUCUUAGUGAACUGAGUGUGAUGAACUAGAUCAUGUUUAAGUAUGUUGUGUGCACUCAGACACCUCAGUACAAAGGCCAUCAGUCACUGGAUUACAUUAGUUGACAUAAGAAAGGCAUUUAACUUAUUGGCAAGGUUCAACUCCUUAGUAUCAGAACUACUUUUAAGAGAAUGAACAUUUGUUAGUUCCUGCCGUGUUCUAAGCUCAUUCACAUGCAAUAAUCAUUUUAAUUUCAGGAAAAGGCAGAUAUGGUAGUGAUAUAAACCAAUGAAAAUUACUGUUGUUCUUUACCAAUGAUAAAUUGAGUCUCAAAGUUAAGUAUAAAUAGUGACGUCAUACUGUAACUGGUGUGGAACUAGAAACCUUUUUCGUCUUGCGUCCUCUGUUAGCUUUCUACUGGGCUGAUUAUCAUUGAAACUAGACAGAAAAUAGGCCUGUUUGGUAAGAGAGAGUUGGGUUGUCUAUCCAGUCUUCUCUAGUAGCCAGCUUAACACAGGGGCUCAGGCAGUGCCAGCAGGAUAAUCAGUAUCCUGCUUCCGACUACAUGUAACUCCUUUUCUUCUCUCUGCUUGCCCGCACAUCCGUCCUUCCUGCCUUGGGUUCUUCCCUACACUGUUUUACCAACACUGGCCCACAGUCUGUGCUUGUCUUUUGUUUGUUUGUUUGUUUGUCUCCCUCCAGGCACAGUCCUUUUCUACUAUAUUUUUAUUAAAAAUAAAACUUCAAUUAUAUAAAAUUUCAAUUUAUAUAAUUAGAUAUUAGCAAAAUAACAACUAUAGGUUAUCUUAUUAGUCAUAAAAUAUACUAAGCAAAAACAUGUAAUUAGUAAAUAUAAAUAUAUUUAAAAAUUUAAAAUGAUAAAUGACAGAAAGAUCUAAAUGACAAUUACCUGAAAUGUUAAAUUUUGAAAAAAAAAUCUUGGUUUAUUUGUUAGACUGAGGUACCUGGGUAUUUCAUGUCUUGUUUUUUUUCCCAAGUUAGUGCGACAUUGGUGUUUUUCAUACUAUUAGAAUUGUUACUAGUUUUAAGAAAAAUAAAAAUGGUAUUUUUAUUUGCUGUAA
Molecule: messenger RNA, 6627 nt
Organism: Rattus rattus (black rat)
Lineage: Eukaryota; Metazoa; Chordata; Mammalia; Rodentia; Muridae
Gene: Ncapg
Product: non-SMC condensin I complex subunit G
Exons: 21
Coding region: 111-3122 (1003 amino acids)
Biological process (GO): mitotic chromosome condensation
Cellular component (GO): cytoplasm; condensin complex; condensed chromosome
Source: RefSeq, a predicted model, not a curated record